UUUCAGAAUUCACACCAUUCAACCCAAAAUGCAAAACUUUUCCUCAUUUAUGGUCAUGAAAAUUAAAUAAAUAAAACCCCAAAACCUAACAAGCCUUCACACUCUUUCUCUCAUUUCUCUCUCUUUCUUUUAAAACACUAAAUUCUCGAUUCGCUUAUAUUCUCAAAAACCAAGGCUAAAUAAAAACUUUCUCAAAAAAAAACAAAAAAAAACCCUAGUUUUGAUGGAAUCGACUGAUUCGGGGUCACAACAACAUGGAGGUGAUCCGGGUCCGUCUUCCGUAACGCCCUAUUCACCUCCGGCGACGCCCCCUAGCAGGUACGAGUCGCAGAAACGACGUGACUGGAACACGUUCUUGCAGUACCUCAAGAACCACAAGCCGCCUCUCGCGUUAUCACGUUGUAGCGGAGCGCACGUGAUCGAGUUCCUCAAGUACCUAGAUCAGUUCGGUAAGACCAAAGUCCACGUGGCGACCUGUCCUUACUUCGGACAUCAGCAGCCUCCCUCUCCUUGCGCUUGUCCUCUCAAGCAAGCCUGGGGAUCUCUCGAUGCUCUGAUCGGACGGUUGAGAGCUGCGUACGAGGAGCACGGUGGGAGGCCUGAUUCCAACCCGUUCGCCGCACGUGCGGUCAGGAUUUACUUGAGAGAAGUCAGGGAAAGUCAAGCCAAGGCACGUGGGAUUCCAUACGAGAAGAAGAAACGGAAACGGGCACCAACUGUUACCACCGCUAGAAUUGACGUUGCUCCGUCAAGACAAAGUGAAGGAGGUGGUGGUUGUAACGUCAGUGAUCCGUCUGUCGCCGAAGCUGUACCGCCUUAAAUUAAAUUAUUAUAUCAUAUUAAUUAGUUUUCUUGCUAUAGUAAGCAUGUAACUCACACCUUCCGUACUAUAAUGUAUUUUAUUUUCUAUAUGAACUAUUAAGAGUUUUCUUUUGUUAACCGAAUUA
This is a messenger RNA of Brassica oleracea var. oleracea, 947 nucleotides long. RefSeq names its product protein LIGHT-DEPENDENT SHORT HYPOCOTYLS 6. Gene Ontology annotation, cellular component: nucleus. The coding region runs from base 224 to 820 and encodes 198 amino acids. Gene Ontology annotation, biological process: response to light stimulus; mRNA transcription. The record is from RefSeq and is a predicted model, not a curated record. Lineage: Eukaryota; Viridiplantae; Streptophyta; Magnoliopsida; Brassicales; Brassicaceae. The transcript has a single exon.